AUCUGUGCGCAGCUGAAACACUAGAAAGAAACUAAGAAAGUGCUUUGACUUAGCGUUAAGGUGGACACUACAUAAACCCAAAACCCUUAAACCCUGAUUUUCCUUUCAAAAUUUUUCUCGACAAAAUGAAUAAGAAAGCUCAACAAACGCUACUUUCUGCUGGAGGACAAUUCAAUUUGUCGAGGACUGUUGUACUAUUAAUCGGCCUUCUGUGCCUCAAUUGUACGAAGGGCUGGUCUACACGUUUGUGAGUGAUCUAUAUUAGAUAGCAACGGAAACAAUUUAACUGUUAUUUUUUUUGGGUCAAGAUAAUGUACUCUCUGCCUUUGCAAAGAAAUUCUUGAACAAUAUAAGAAAAUGUCUGGGUGCAAAAGGCCUCCUCGUAGUGAUCGACCUUCAAUUACAUACAGGUGGAACCAAGUUGAUGAGGCAUCUUUUGACCUUACUGAUAUUGUCCCUGAACAAAAUGCCUCUACACGCACUGAGAAAAAAAAGCAAAGUAGCAUAAAUACCGAACUGAAGCACUCUGAGAUAUUGAGCACAAAGGAGCUCAUCUCAGCAGUGGGGCAGAUAUGGAGUAUUGUAAAUCCUCUUGCUAUUACUGAAUCAGGGGCAAAACCAAAUCGUAAUGGUAGUGGCUCUCAGAAAAGUGUUAUCUUGGGUGAUCUGGUUGGGGAAGAUGGUGGGGCAGCUUUAAAAGAUGAUGAUGAAAGAUACUUUAGUGCUUAUGCAAGGACUGCUAGUAAUAUUACACCUUCACUGCAGCCAAGGUUUGAGUUUCUUACAGUGACUCAGAAGUUGUUGGCGAUUGAACCUUGUAAGCGGAAUUGUACUCAUUCAUUAUUCUCACAGUUUUCGAAGGGAAGUACCACAUUAUCAAAUGAGUAUUGGAUAGGAAAGGGGCUAGCGAAUGUAGGAACUUCAUAUGAAUUGGAAAGGAUAUAUGGAUGGAUGAAAGAAAUAAUUCCUGGUGAAUCACAGAAUCCUGUCAAUGUCACUAAGAUUGAGGAAGAGAAUUUCAAUAAAAUCUGCACUUCAGGAAAUACAAUCAUUCAUGCUGAUGCCUGCAUUUCUAGAGAUUCAACUCAUACCAGAAAUAACUUUGCUUUGAGAAAUGCUGACUGCUAUUCUGAUUCAGUCAAAUCAAAAGGUACAUCUCUAGGUGAUAACAUGGAAGCAGCAAUGAAGACAGGAAUAAUCAGCUCCCUCUGCUCUGAUUAUUUCCUUGGGACUCUUCAUAAUAAUAAUGUGCACAAUAGUGUUUCAAAUGGACUGAGUUCUAGCCUUUAUGUAGAUUAUCAUCUUGACUUUUUAGCUCCACAGAAGAGUACAUAUGAAGAAUUCAAACAUCACAAUGAUGAUAAUCAAAUGGCUGAGACAAGAAAACGACCUCAAAAGUUUGUUGAGGACAAAAAUGUCAUGGAGGUUUGUCCAUCAGCAUGUGCAAGACCACGUUAUGCCCUUGCUAAGCAAGAGCAUGCUUAUGCAGGUGCAUUUGCUGGAAUAUUCGUUAGCCUUUGUCUACAUCCUGUUGAUACGGUAAAGACAGUUAUUCAGUCUUGCCGUACAGAGCAGAAGUCUAUAUGUGACAUUGGAAGGUCAAUUGUUUCUGAAAGAGGUGUAACUGGGCUUUAUCGUGGAAUUGCUAGCAAUAUAGCAUCUUCAGCUCCAAUAUCUGCCAUUUACACUUUCACGUAUGAAUCAGUUAAAGGAUCUUUGCUUCCUUUUUUCUCCAAGGAAUAUCACUCUUUUGCCCAUUGUGUUGCAGGCGGAUGCGCAAGCAUUGCAACUUCCUUUGUUUUCACUCCCAGUGAGCGUAUAAAGCAGCAGAUGCAAAUUGGUUCACGCUAUCAUAACUGCUGGAAUGCGCUGAUUGGAAUAAUUGGAAAGGGUGGUUUACCUUCACUAUAUGCAGGAUGGGGAGCUGUACUAUGCCGGAAUGUUCCACAUUCAAUUAUAAAGUUUUAUACAUAUGAAAGCUUGAAGCAGUUGAUGUUGUCUUCACAAAAUCUGAAUGCGCAACCUAACACGUUACAAACACUAGUUUGUGGAGGGCUGGCAGGAUCCACUGCUGCUUUAUUCACAACUCCUUUUGAUGUGGUGAAGACUAGACUACAGACGCAGAUUCCUGGUUCCAUGAACCAAUAUGACAGUGUGUUUCAUGCCCUUAAAGAAAUAGGAAAGAAUGAAGGUCUGAAGGGCCUCUACAGGGGAUUAAUUCCAAGAUUGGUUAUGUAUGUGUCUCAAGGAGCAUUAUUCUUUGCAUCAUAUGAAUUUUUCAAAAGAUUAUUUUCUUUGGAAAUUCCACAAUUUAAUUCUCAAAGGAUUCAGUACAAACAAAGCAUGGAAGAUGAUCCAACACAAUUGCAAUUGCCAUGAUGUUCCGCAUCACAGGCAUCCUGAUCUUGACUAUCACCAGCACAAAGGUUGCAUGGUUUGCAUCAUAUGAGAAAUACUGAUACCCUUUUGUGAUGAGAUGAGAUUAAGAAGGGAGACAUGCCCCAUCAAUGAGCAUAGAUGGGACUGCGUAUCUACGAAACCAUAAAUGGAUGCAAUACCCAACAUGGAAUGGCGAAAUUGUUGGGUUCGCCAUUUUGUGGUGCUGAAAUGAUGGCAAAUUAUUGUAUACACUACAAAAUAUUAUGACUCAUAUAUUUAGAGAGAUUGCAUAUGCACCAGUGUACUUUUGAAAUGGGUAUUGCCGGGCUUGCCAUUUUGAAGGAAACAUUUGCAAAUAAGUUCAAUAUUUAUAAUAUUUUUAUAUUUGAAUUA
Messenger RNA from Hevea brasiliensis (rubber tree), 2772 nucleotides. RefSeq lists its product as uncharacterized. The record is from RefSeq and is a predicted model, not a curated record. Lineage: Eukaryota; Viridiplantae; Streptophyta; Magnoliopsida; Malpighiales; Euphorbiaceae. The transcript has 10 exons. Gene Ontology annotation, cellular component: mitochondrial inner membrane. Gene Ontology annotation, molecular function: S-adenosyl-L-methionine transmembrane transporter activity. Bases 358 to 2379 code for a protein of 673 amino acids.